GAGAGAGGGGUGAGAGAGAGAGAGAGAGAGAGACAGAGACACCGACAAGCAACAGCAGCAUGACCAGUAGAGAGAGAGAGAGAGAGAGAGAGAGAGAGAGAGAGAGAGACACCGACCAGCAAGAGCAGCUUGACCCGAAACCUCCACAGCGAACACAGCUCACCACUCUGACACCGACGAUGCGAAGCCACGGUUCCCGAGGCUGACGCGCGACCGAAGAAAAGACCCGGUCCAACCUCGACGAGGAGGUGCAGGCUCCGUCCGCCCCGCGCUUCCCUUGCACUGAUCUCGGGUCAGUCACCUUCCGCUCGGCUCCCAGUCUGCUGCGCUGCUAGACAUGGUGGACACCCAGCAGCUCCUAGCUUGGCCCGUCGGGUUCAGUCUGAACGCCGUGGAGCUGUCGGAGCUGGACGACAGCUCCCACUCCCUCGACAUGAAGCAUUUGUCCACAUUAGACUACGCCUCCAUCUCCUCCUCCUCCUCCAUCCCGUCCUCCCUGUCUCCCCCGCUUGUAUCCUCCAUCUCCUCUGCCGGUGUGGCCUAUGACCUCAGUCCGUCGCAGAAUGAAGAACAACUGACCAACAUGGACUACACAAACAUGUACAGCUACAGAACGGAGCUAGACAAGCACAAUUUGAUCAAGCUGGAGCCGAGGUCACCUCCACAGUACUCUGACAAUGCCGUGUUCUCCAAGCUCCAGGACGAUACGUCGCCAGCAGCGCUAAACAUCGAGUGCCGUGUGUGUGGAGACAAAGCUUCAGGGUUUCACUAUGGCGUCCAUGCCUGUGAGGGCUGUAAGGGUUUCUUCAGACGCACAAUCAGGUUAAAGUUGGUGUAUGACCACUGUGAUCUUCACUGUCGCAUUCACAAGAAGUCCCGCAACAAAUGCCAAUACUGUCGCUUCCAGAAGUGCCUCAACGUCGGCAUGUCACACAACGCCAUUCGUUUUGGCCGAAUGCCCCAGGCGGAGAAGGAGAAACUGCUGGCUGAGUUCUCAUCGGACGUGGUGCACAUGCACCCGGACGCAGCAGAUCUGAGGGCUCUGGCCCGGCAUCUGUAUGAGGCCUAUCUGAAAUACUUCCCCCUCACCAAGGUCAAGGCCAGGGCCAUUCUCUCUGGGAAGACCGGAGACAACGUGCCUUUCGUCAUCCACGACAUGAAGUCACUCAUGGAAGGAGAGCAGUUUAUUAAUUGUAAGCAGAUACCCAUCCAGGAGCAACAGCAUCAGUCAUACGCCCUAACAGCAGGACUUGGAGGAAUCAUAGGAGCUCACCAGGAGACAGAGUAUGGCUUUUUGGGAAUGGGAAUGAGCAUCAGUGGACAGGCGCCAUCGGACGCUUUGGAGCUGCGUUUCUUCCACAGCUGUCAAUCACGUUCGGCCGAAGCAGUGAGAGAAGUGACGGAGUUCGCCAAGAGUAUCCCAGGGUUCAUCGAUCUGGAUCUCAAUGAUCAGGUGACUUUGCUGAAGUACGGUGUGAUCGAGGUCCUGAUCAUCAUGAUGGCGCCUCUGAUGAACAAAGACGGGACCCUGAUCUCCUACGGACAGAUCUUCAUGACGCGGGAGUUCCUCAAGAGUCUCAGGAAACCUUUCAGUCAAAUGAUGGAACCAAAGUUUGAAUUCUCAGUCAAAUUCAACACGCUGGAGCUGGACGACAGCGACAUGGCACUGUUUCUGGCUGUCAUUAUCCUCAGCGGAGACCGCCCAGGCCUGCUGAACGUGAAGCCCAUCGAGCAGCUGCAGGAGACGGUGCUGCAUUCACUUGAGCUGCAGCUGAAGCUAAACCACCCAGACUCUCUGCAACUGUUCGCCAAGCUGCUCCAGAAAAUGACCGACCUGCGUCAGAUCGUAACCGAUCACGUCCACCUCAUCCAGCUGCUGAAAAAGACGGAGGUGGACAUGUGCUUACACCCGCUACUGCAGGAGAUCAUGAAGGACUUGUAUUAGAAUUCAACAGGAGAAAAGGACAAGUAGAGAAAGUGGAAUAAAAGGAGAGAAUAAAGAGAUUGUAUUAUUAAAAACCAUGACUUGUGAAAUCAUAAUGAUAAAGUACGUUGUGCUGCUGGUGUGUUGAAAUAAAGGGAGGUAGCCAGACAGGCUGACUGAAAUUGAGAAAGAGAUGAGGAAGGACAGGAAAAGAGAAAUCAAGGACAGAAAGUCAUAAUCUGAGGGUUCAAUCUUGUCUAGACAGCAGCAGAGAAACUUGCAGCACAGUCAUUUAGCCACCGCUGAGCCUGGACACUUUGCGAAUGAGUGGGCUGCCAGCUCAAAUACGAAACUACCACCAAUCCGGACAAGCGUCUGUGACAACGGAAAGAGUCGGGACUUUCUUUUUUGCAAGCUGAAGCUUAAAAUGGCAACGCCUGCUUCAAGUGCCUUCAGGAGAAAUCAUUGUGAAUAUGUUCACAACAUGUGUUACACAGUAGCGUAAGCGUUGUUCAUGUGCAGCUUAUCUCAAUGUUGCGUUACAACCGUCAUAGGCAGCGGCAGUGUGUACGUGCUUCAAUACCUCUGUGAACGCACACGAAUGGAUGAAUGCUCACCUGCGUACACACAAAACAAUGCACAUGUAAUUUUCUGUUUUGGCAUCAGGGUGAAGGUGCUAUCUUUUUGUAAUCAGCUUUAUACAAAGACAGAAAUCAGAUUAUUGCCUGUAACGUAUUUUAGUCCACCCGGCCACCUGCAGAAACUGUGAGAAAGUGUGAAGCCAACUUAAGGCACAUUACCACGACGGGGAAACCGUUUACGCCAUAUUGUGCCUUUAAGGAUUGCUCAUAUUUUGUGGCGAAUGAAGGCCAUCUAAAAAAGAUAUAUUACACAUGUAUAAUGUAUAAUGUAAAUUCAUAUGUAUUAUUUUUGUAUGGAUGAAAUUUUUUGCUCAAAUACACUUUUCAGCCUUGUUUUAUUUUUAAUUCCUAAAAAGUGUCUGAGUUAUAAUUUUUGCUAUCAAAUUAUUUUUUAUCCAUACAAAGUGUCUACUAUGUCUGAUCAAUCAGAUUUUGUUUCUUGGGGGGCGGGGGGGGGGUCUACAGAAAAAAAGGGGUUGGGUUAAUACCAGAGGGGGUUGUUGUAAAUAAAAUAUUUUCUAACUUUU
This is a messenger RNA of Cyclopterus lumpus (lumpfish), 3092 nucleotides long. RefSeq names its product peroxisome proliferator-activated receptor gamma (gene pparg). The record is from RefSeq and is a predicted model, not a curated record. Lineage: Eukaryota; Metazoa; Chordata; Actinopteri; Perciformes; Cyclopteridae. Gene Ontology annotation, biological process: negative regulation of transcription by RNA polymerase II; hormone-mediated signaling pathway; regulation of lipid metabolic process. Gene Ontology annotation, molecular function: RNA polymerase II cis-regulatory region sequence-specific DNA binding; zinc ion binding; nuclear receptor activity. Bases 338 to 1945 code for a protein of 535 amino acids. Gene Ontology annotation, cellular component: nucleus. The transcript has 9 exons.